Molecule: messenger RNA, 4059 nt
Organism: Phasianus colchicus (ring-necked pheasant)
Lineage: Eukaryota; Metazoa; Chordata; Aves; Galliformes; Phasianidae
Source: RefSeq, a predicted model, not a curated record
UUUUUAGAGGAGUUUGGAGUCUGUUGGUUUAUUUCCUUUUCCUAUAGAAACAGGAAAAAAUCAGAAGGCUACUUCUAGCCCCUCUAUGGCUUAUGCUAUUAGAGAUCAAGAAGACUGUUGGCAGCCCAGUUCCUUGGAGGCAUAAGAACAGCAUCAAGGCAGGGCUUGGAGCACAGCUUGAGUGUUUGUUGUCCCUUGACACGUGGCCUCUGGGCUGAGCUGGUGACAGGCUCCUGCUCCCAGCCCAGCCAGGUCACUGACCGGGCAGGAAGGGUUGAUGUGAGCUCAGCAGCUUCUCACAGAGCAGAUGUGCUAUCUUAGGAAUGUUGCUGUCUGUGACUUGUCUGCAAGUUGCAGUAGUACAUGCCCCUUUUGUCAGCUUUGCGCACCAUCUGCACUCAGUUCCUCUUUGCCUGCUGCUUGCCAUCUAAGGGAGUGGGGGACAAAGUUUCACAGUGAGUAAACAAAGGUGAUAAGAGGGAGUGGGUCCUUUUCUUCUGCGAGCCAACAGGAGGGGCCUUGGUGGCUCUCCCACAUUCAGUUCAGUGCCUGUCUGGUGGCUGCUGCAGGACUGAGCUGAUGCAAGAGCACGUGCUAAGGUCAUCCUGGUCAUUAGCUCCUUCGAGAGGCAAAAGGAGAGCAAACCUCCCCAAGGGGAGAGCAGGUGUCAGAUGUUAGAAGCAAGUAAGCUUCAGUAGGGAGGAAGAAGGAAUGUAACCUCUGCAGGGCUCCAGCUGGUAGCUUCAUUAGUUAGCUAGGUUUUACUGUGAUAGGAGAAAGGGCAAUCUGUUCCUGGGCUCAGGGGGCUUUCUUGCAGCCUCCACUGCUCCCUGACAGGUGUGCAUACGGAGGAGUCCUCAGAUAAUACAGACCUGAGGUCUGAUCCACAAAAUCAGCUCCCACACUCAGUGUGAACUUGGCCUCUUGUUUGUGUGUGGUGUGAGGUUCAGUGCAAGUUGGUGGAGUGGAACUAAUGCAGUGAAGAGGCAAGUCCUGACACUUGGAGUAAGAGCUUUAGCAAGGAGGCUGCCAAAGAGCAUAAGUGCCAGCCAGUCUGUUGUUAACUGUGUAACUAUGUAAUUUUAGUUCCCUGCUGAAGCCAUGUAUUGUGGUGCAUAGCCUGACUUGUUUGUGCAGUCAGCCCAAGUGUGCUGAACUCUUUUCCAGACUGUGAAAUACCUGUGUUCAGCAUAUGUCGUCCCUCUUGCAGUAGGCAGGGGUCCCCUCAGGGAUUGAACUUGCUGAAACAACAUCAGUUGGAUGACAAAGAGGAUGACAGAGCUCAGGAGGAACAGGUAAAAUGCACACAGCUCAACAGUAGCAUUUUGUCCUGCAGCAGCAGGUGAGCAGGCAUCUUGAAGGCAGGUUUACAGAUGCAGUAAAACUGCUGAAAGACUCCAAAACAACUGCAAAGGAGUGGUUGUAGUCACCCGGAUUGGAGUGUGUAUUAAUAAACGGACUAGAGAGGGUUAUUGCUUGCAGAUGACUUCAGUGCAUACUCACUUUAGGGAAAGAAAAUUCUAAUAAGUGCUCAUAUAGAGGGUAACAUUAACAAAAUAGCACGUGCUACUUUUGUUCACGUGCUGUUAUUGCAGAAUCAUGGUUGUGCUGAGAGCCUGGAAGAAGCAGCACUGCUGCCCAAGGAAAUGCUCUCUGUGGGAGCUUUACUGCAGGGCAUGCUCGUGUGCUGAGAGGGAGCACAUUUGCACUCCUGACUCUUUCAUGUCCUGAGUGCUGUGUUGAAAUUGUUGUUUCUACAGAAAUUCUCCAAAGCAGAUGUGGUGGCCAGUGAAGAACAAACAUCUUGAGCCUCAUGGUGGUUUUAACAACUUCCUCACCUCUUUUUAAAAUUCUCUGCAGCUGAUUCAUACUAAUUCUGUUGUCCUGAGCUAUCAGAGCACAACAAAGAUCUCUUCUGUAGCUCCAGAAUGACCAGUCGUGAACCCGUUGUAUUUUCAUACUUGCUACUUUCGUGCCAGGCCAGAAGAUGUCCUGUGCCAGGAGCUGUGCUGUAUCAACUGCCUUCUGGGCUGCCAUUAGGAUCAUUCAUGCCGUCCUGGAGAAGUAUGGGACCUAUGAGAGCUUCGAAGUUGCCACUGGUGGGAGACUGCUGAGCAAGUGCCAGAUCUGGUCUGUUAUCCGAAAGUACAUGCAGAAGGAAGGCUGCGCAGGGGAGGUAGUGGUGCAGCUCACAGAUGAUCUCCUGUCGCAGGCCGUGAUGAUGGUGGAGGACAGCCGGCCAACGCUGGCCAUCAACCUGUCUGGAGCCCGGCAGUUCUGGCUGGAGGGCAUGCUGCGCCAUGAGAUAGGCACCCACUACAUCCGUGGGGUGAACAACACCCGCCAGCCCUGGCACAGCUCAGAGGGCCGCAAGCAGUACAGCCUGAAGCCUGCCAACCCCACAGAGGAAGGUUUGGCCAGCCUGCACAGUGUCCUCUUCCGCAAGCAGCCCUUCCUCUGGCGUGCAGCUUUGCUCUACUACACCAUUGAGCGGGCCAGCCGCCUCUCCUUCUCCGCGCUCUUCCAGGACCUGGAGCAGUACGUCCAGGAUGCUGGCAUCCGGUGGGAGUACUGUGUGCGGGCCAAGCGGGGCCAGACUGACACCUCACAGCCAGGCUGCUUCAGUAAGGACCAGGUGUACCUGGAUGGGAUUCUCCGCAUCCUGCGACAUCGGCAGACAAUCGACUUCCCAUUGCUGGCUGCUCUUGGAAAGGUCUCCUAUGAAGAUGUGAACCGCCUGAAGAAAUUUGGCGUCCUGGAGAAGGCUCGCAUCCCCCAUUUCAUGCAGGACCUGGAGCGGUACAUGAAGCAGCUCGACCACAUUGUCACCACCAACCAGCUGGAUGAACAGGAGCUGGAGGAGCUGCUGCCUGAGUGAGCAGCACUGUGCACCCCACGGCUGCCCCACGUGCCUCAGUGCAUCCUGCCAGCACUCAGCUGAUGCUGGCUCUAUUUAUUCAGUAUUUAUUGGGGCUGUCAGGCCGGUUUUUGCCUGAAGGAGAUGGCACAGCUCGGGCUUUUGCCCAGGAGGCUGAUGUGCAUGUACUGCUGUGCAGGGUAGCACAGCUGAGAUGGUCAGUGUGGUUGUUGUUGAUUUCGCCCCUGCCCAGGUCCGUGCAUUUUGGGGAACGCUGCUACUCCGCGUGGUUUUGGGGAAAUGAGGGUUUGGAGGGAGCAAGGGCAGAGCCUAGGAGCUGCACCAGUCCUGCAACAGUGCAGGAGGCUGUGCUGGGCUGGUUGCAAUGGGGAAAGCAUGGCAGGAUCCUCAAGGUUCCAAGUGGUGCUCUCCUCAUGUCCUCCCUGAGGGGCAGGAGGGACUUCAGUCCUCCCAAAGAACGACCUCUGCUCUCCCUGCUUCUAGAUACCUGCCCUGUCAUUGCAGACCGUGCAGACCUACAAGUAAACAUGACUGCACCCCAAAUACGUGCUCUGCCAGGCAUCAAGGCACAAAGGACUCGGGGUAGGGAUCUGGCUUGAUGUUACGAAAAAAAGUGUAAUAAAACCCAUGUAAUGGAAACUAAGUGUGGACCAAACCUUAUGGACAGCAUCAAGUGCAAAAGCCAGGCUGGUGCCACUGGCACUAACCACACAGCUCACUCACAUGGGCAAAGCUGCAUGCUGCUGAGCUGGUGCAUCAGGAAGGGGUCACCAGUGUGCAAAACCACCUAGUGAGCAGGAACAAGAAGAAUAAAUUAAAGUAGGCAACAGCAGGUGUUGCCUUGAGCUGUGUGUGGUUUCUAACAUGGAAUCUCUGCCACAGUCACAGCACCUCAGCUAUGCUAUCUGUGGGGGAGCUUUUACAAAACAAAAAGAUUUGCUUUUCAAUUCUGUUGGAACCUUUCAUCUGACUGAGCUCUCCUAAGGGUAGCACAGGCCAAUUUGAGCCCAGGCUAAAUCCCAAAUGCUCUACGUUGGGCUGCACAUGCAGUUUGUAGCUCCUCCAGUUGCUGCAGGCCCAACAGAACUCACAGGGCAGCUGAAGCCCCUGCAGACUGGUUGCUGGCAACAGGCAGCACAGCACAGAGCAACCUAGGGAAGGGAUGAGAUGACUCAGCCUGG